CGCCCGCAGGUUGAUCUUCACCAGCCCAGACUCGCAACUCCCAACACCUCCCACUUCCGUCACACAACCAUUCCAUCAAAAUGGCCCAUCUACCUCUUCUAGAUUUAGUUCUCCUCUCAUUUCCCCCGCUUUCUAAUAUCGCGACAAGCCUAGGGUCGAGUUUGCCGCAUCGGGAGCUGCGAAAGCUGGGCGCCUACCUGUGUACCUUUGCGCUCGAAACACAGGAGCUCAGUUCCUCGCAAAGGCGAGGAUUGGAAUGGACCCGGGACUUUCAAGACCUGUUGGAGAAGAUUGAAGAGCUGAUAUCUGACCCCAAAGUCCCCACAUUCGCAGAUUCGGUCGGAAACCAUCCCACACUCCAAGCGAUUGCACUGACUCAGCAUGCGUCCAAAGAACAUAUCACAGUUGCCAUCUCACUACCGACUCGGCUGGAGGACCGAAUCCGCUGCAGGCUAACGACUCUAGCUCGUACAGGCUGGAAUUUCGGAUGGGCUGUGCGGAGAAUGCAAGCCCUCUCGGCCAUACCAGAGUACGUCUCAGCAGACAUCUUACAAAGGUGGGCGAUCACGGAAAAGGCGACAGAGUAUCCACAGGAGAUACAGACACUUUAUAAUGUUCUUAGCAGCCAUUGCGCCUGCAGUUGUGCUGUACCAUCCGCUUCCAAGGGUCACUGGGCGAAGCUUCGAUUGACGCAAAACCUACCGCUUUCCCACGAAGGCCACGUCCAAUUCGAGAUGAUUUUCUCCUCUUCCCCGGAUCCCAUAUUGGGUGCUUCUUAUUACUGGCAGGAAUUCGAGAUAGGGGUACCCAGCUUGCCGACAGAGAAGACGAAGGGCGAAGAAAGGAUCUCGGAACAGAACAGUGAAGUUAUGUCCAAUUGUCUUGUCAAAGAUGGGACGUUUUGCGACCUUAUCCGCUGCGGACAUGGCGCACGUGUGCCUCUUAUAAUAUACCGCGGCCAACUCCACGUUAUCACGGAUCACCCCUUGGUAGAGAAUCGUAUCAGACCUCUUGCCGGCAUUCCAAUGGUACGGGCAGUCGAGAUAUUUGCAAUGCCGUAUGGGAUGCGGCCGGUGCUCGCCUACACUUUGGCAAGGUCUGUUUGGCAGUACUAUGGCUCAGACUGGAUGAAGUGUGCUUGGACAAGUCAUACAGUUUGCUUCAUGGACGAGUCAAAUGAUGAUCAGACUGUUUCUUACUUCUGUAAGCCAUUCCAAGGUGUCGAAUUCAAUGACGAUGGAAAAGAGGCAGCGGAAUAUCGCCCAGUCUUUGGCAUGAUGCACCGAUACCCUAGGGUCCUGGCUCUGGGGAUAAUGCUGACAGAGAUCGCGACCGGGAGAUCUAUUCUGCAACAAGACAUAGAUAUCCAUGAACUCGAUGCGAAGACCGCAAACCAGCAACUAAAGACUCUAAAGGAUUUAUUGAAGGCAGGGCAUUUCGCAGACGACUGUAAGCUGCCGCGGUACAGAGAAAUUACCAGCAAAUGCCUGGAUCCCGGCUUCUUUAGAAACGCCCCAGCAUGCCCAACGAAUCCGAAUGAGAAUCUCCAAGCUCGUCGUCGCAUAAUAUAUGAGGAGAUUGUCUAUCCUCUCAAAAGUCUGAUUGAGGGAGCCGGCUGGGAUGUAGAGUUCGACAAAUCUCAGGAUAUUCCACUUGCUCCGAAGGACCACAAUGCGUCGAGUAUCCUCUCCCCGAUUAUCGCCAGGAAGAGUAGGACAUCAAGCGAGCUGAGUACAUACAAUGAAGUACGCAAAGCAAGCUCUAUCCCAAUCGGCUCGCCUAUCUAUAACACGAACAAUGGGGAGCUGCAAGGCCGUUGCGUGGGAAAGAGUUGUGACGAUUACCAUGUCGGUUGGAUUUGUGCCUUACAGAUCGAAUACGUCGCUGCAAUCGAGCUCUUGGAUGAUCACCUCAAAGGACCGUCGGACAUACCCUCAGCGGAUGAUAACAUUUACAGAUUCGGUCGCAUGGGUCAUCACAAUAUCGUCAUCGCGUGCAUGCCAAAAGGCAAAUACGGUACGACAUCUGCCACAUCCGCCGCGAAAGACAUGAUGCGCAGUUUCACCAAAGUCCAGCUGGUUUUGAUGGUUGGCAUUGGUGGCGGUGCUCCCAGCCGUAAGCAUGAUAUACGGUUAGGGGACGUGGUUGUUGGGGUGCCUGCAAACCAGCAUGGAGGCGUGGUUCAUUACGAGUUCGGCAAGUCGACCCAGAAUCACGGAUUCCAGCGCACAGGGCACCUUAACUCGCCACCAACAAGCGUUCUUAACGCUUUACAGGACCUCGAAGCAAUACAUCGAACUGGCCAUCGCCCGAUCGCUUUGGCAAUUCCACAAAUGAUUCGGGACAAUCCUAGGCUAAACAGUUACGCGCGUCCUGAUCCACAGACGGAUGUCCUCUUCGACUCCUCAUUUAUUCACCCCGAUGACGCCCGGGAUUGCAUGGAAUCUUGCAUCAGCCAGACGAAGAAUGUUGUCCAGCGAGUCGAUCGUGACAAAGAAGCGGAUAGCCCAGUCGUUCAUUACGGUCUCAUCGCAUCUGCGGAUAGAUUGAUGAAGCAUGCCUACAUUCGAGAUUUCUUAGCCGAGUCAGUGGGAGUAAUGUGUUUCGAAAUGGAGGCAGCAGGUUUGAUGGACCGGUUUCCAUGCCUUGUGAUUCGUGGGAUCUGUGAUUACUCUGACACCCAUAAGAACGACCGGUGGCAGGGGUAUGCGGCGGCUACAGCGGCGGCUUAUGCGAAGGAGCUUCUUGGAGUAAUUCGAGCUUACUAGGCUACGUCUUUGAUGAGUACAUGAUUAUUGACGCAAUCCCACAUUCCGAGCGGCCAACCGUCGCCAUGGCACAGCUCCGCUAAUCGAACAGAUGCUGGUUGUAGAGACAAUAACCCUUCAAAUCCUUUACCUACACCAUGACUAUUUGCAUUUACGGCCGUGAUCGAUGAGCAGCUCAUUAUAUAGUGAUAGACCAGAUCAUAAGCUAUAGGUAUUACCAUUCGUGAUUAAGCGAUUUCCUGAAUCCUUGCACAAAUCCAUAAAGAGACGCCAAGACCAGCCACCAGGCCGUUAACUUCUUGUCUGAGCUUCUUCCCUGCGCAGCAGCGCCCUCCCAUUUAUCAGCUUGCUCCUGGGUCAUGUCGCCCUGCUUCACGGCCUCCUGUGCGUUCUUGUUAGCAAUGUACCCAUAACAUAUUUGUUUGGACGUGGAAAAGAAGUAUCACGUGGCAGUGAGCUCAGUUCCACGGACAGCACUCACCUGUGCGGCUUUGGCACCAUCUUCCCAGGCCUUCUGCUCUUCUUCUUUGGUGAGCUCGGGCAUGUUUCUUGUUGUGCGGAUUGUUGUGUGGAGGAGGAUGAGGAAAGGAUGGAAGUUUGCAAGAGGGUUUGAAGUGAAUGUCUUGUGGGAUAUUGUUCUAAGGAACUUGCUAGAUCUGAGUUUCCCAAGCCGGGGUCAAGGAAGUGUGGAC
Messenger RNA from Aspergillus calidoustus, 3460 nucleotides. Lineage: Eukaryota; Fungi; Ascomycota; Eurotiomycetes; Eurotiales; Aspergillaceae. The record is from the annotation of a GenBank genome assembly.